UCGCCUUUGGAGUCAGGAGAAGAACCUUAUUGUCCAGAAACAGACAAUGGAGGGGCUGACAGUGAAACUGGAGAAGGGUCAAGUUUAAGUGAAAGUGAAGAAUGGUCAGGGGCAAGUGAAUGUGAGGAAAGUGAAAGUGGAGAGAAGCAGAAGACAUUCAGCUGUCCGCAUUGUCACUACGAAACAGUGCACAAGCGGAUGAUGAAAAGACACGCAAGAAGCCACAGAACUCACCAGUGUGAGCAGUGCGACUACUUCACGUCACAAAGGGCGAGACUGAAACUUCACAUGACCGUGCACACUGGUGAGAAACCUUACCACUGCGGCCACUGCGAGUUUUCAUCGGCGAGGAAAAGAAGUCUUUUCAGACACGUUAGGGUGUUGCAUGGCGGUGAAAGACCUUAUCAGUGUACGUACUGUGAUCAUUCUACGGCACAGAAAGCUCAACUUAGGAACCACAUCAUGGCGAAACACACCAACUCCAAACCACAUAAAUGCACGCUGUGCGACUAUUCUGCAGUAGCAAAGAAGAGUUUGAAGCUCCACAUGGCAAGCCACACCGGAGAGAAACCUUACAAGUGUGAGCUGUGUGCUUACGCAACCAAUCGGAAGACGAAUUUGAAAAUGCACUUGGCCACACACAGUGCCGACAAACCAUUUAAGUGUGAAAUUUGUGACUAUUCCGCAGUCCAGAAGACAGCUUUAAAAAUACACAUGGCCAAACACUCAGCAACUAAGCCUAAAAUUAGAAAAGAGCCGAAGAAACACAGCUGCCCGCACUGUGAAUAUGAAACGAUAGAUAAAUCUGCGAUGACAAAACACAUCAGGACUCACACUGGUGAGAGACCGUUCCAGUGUCAGCAGUGCGUCUAUUCAGCAGCGCAGUCGAGUUCGCUGAGAAACCACGUCGCAUCUAUGCACACUGCACAACAGUCGGGUCACCUGAAAGAGCACAUCAUGGCGAAACACACCAACUCCAGGCCACACAAGUGCACCAUGUGCGACUAUUCUGCAGUAACCAAAAAGAGUUUGAAGUUCCACAUGGCAAGCCACACCGGAGAGAAACCUUAUAAUUGUGAGCUGUGUGCUUACGCCACCCAACGGAAGCAGAAUUUGAAAGUGCACGUGGCCACACACAGUGGCGAUCGUGAGAAACUUUAUAAAUGUAAAGUCUGUGACUAUUCUACUGCAGUCAAGUCGAAAUUAAAAACCCACAUGGUCACUCACACUGGUGAGAAGCCAUACAAAUGUGACCAGUGUGAUUAUUCAGGUGCCGACAGCCGUAGUUUGAAACUUCACAUGGCCAUUCACACUGGAGAGAAACCCUUCCAGUGUGAACACUGCAACUAUUCCACAGUGCGACCAAAAGAUCUGAAGCGGCACAUGGCCAGACACACUGGCGAGAAACCGUACAAAUGUGAACUUUGUGAUUAUGCUACCGUGCAAAUAAGUCACUUGAAGCGUCACAUUACCACACAUACUGGCGAAAAGCCGCACAAAUGUGAAAUUUGUGACUAUGCAGCGGCACAAAUUUCAUCUUUAAAAGAGCACAUGGCUAAACACACCGGUGAGAAGCCUUACCAGUGCGAGGAAUGCGACUAUUUUACAACCAAGAAAGCAAGCUUAACGAAACACGUGGCUAAACACAGGAGUGAGAGGCCAUACAUGUGUGAGGUGUGUGGUUAUGCCGCCAAAACAAAGUGCGCCUUGCAGCAGCACAUGGCCACACACUUGCGGCCUUACAAAUGUGACCAGUGUGACUAUUCUGCAGCACAGAUCGCUCAUUUCAAGAUGCACAUGGCCAAACAUGCCACCGAAGAAAAAGUGUCCAAAGAAAAAUAGAAGAAAUGUGCUAAUAACAAAGCAACUUCAACGAUAUUGUCUUUUCUUGUAAAAGGAAAUAUUUUCAACCUUGCAAAGGGAAGAUAAUCGUUGUGUUGAAUAGAAACAGAUGACAAACAAGACUUCGUAUGUUGCUUCGUGCAAUGUCGUAUUUGAGGACCUUUGAUUUUGAAAAAUAAGAACAUUUGAGUUUCAGCUUCCGCACAUUUUGUGAACAUUUCCAGAUCGAACACUAUGUUAUGUACAAGGGGAUAAAACAACAAAAGGUUACCUAGGGAUGUAUCGGGAAGGAUUGGGGACGUGUGAAAAUGACAAGAUGUAUCUGAGUUCUUAGUUUGCACGGUAAUCUGGGC
Molecule: messenger RNA, 2195 nt
Organism: Branchiostoma belcheri (Belcher's lancelet)
Lineage: Eukaryota; Metazoa; Chordata; Leptocardii; Amphioxiformes; Branchiostomatidae
Product: zinc finger protein 271-like
Exons: 2
Coding region: 199-1842 (547 amino acids)
Biological process (GO): regulation of transcription by RNA polymerase II
Cellular component (GO): nucleus
Molecular function (GO): RNA polymerase II transcription regulatory region sequence-specific DNA binding; DNA-binding transcription factor activity, RNA polymerase II-specific
Source: RefSeq, a predicted model, not a curated record